GGGAAUAAGGUAAGCUAUCUGUGGCAGUACAGGAAAGCUCAUUAGUUGUUGCCAGGCUCACCGUACACUUACAGAAAAGGUGUCUGGUUCUGUCGAGUCCUUUCUUUUCCUCGGUGUUUCCGGGUCGAGAAGAGGAAAGCCACUCGAAGCAAGUUUGGAAAGAAGAAAGAAAUCGUGAACGAGCAGGACCAGACUGUUUCAAGAGGCUUUAAAAGAAACAAGAAAAAUGACCUGAUUUGGAACAAGUGUAACAAACCUGGUGCAAACGAAUUGAACAUAAUUUCUCAAGUUUUACCAACAAGGAGAACUUAUGCAUCGCUGCAUAAACACACAGAAGUUUUACAAACCCUGCCCCUCUCUUCAUGCCGUUUGCCCCAGUCCUUCAUGGAAUCCUACAGCUUUCAGUUUGAGAGAAUGAGCAACGUGGAUCUGCAUCCUCUGAGCCUGCCUGUCAGCCGGCUUUCGCCAGCCAAGUCCAACAGUAGCAUCGUUGAACAUCUUGCCCACCAUCAGCACGGCAAGGGAGAUUCUGCCUACAGUUCCUUCUCUGGUGGGUCCACAGCACCAGAUUACCCAUCUCUUUUCUUGCCAGAUGACCUACAGUCCAGCUCGUUCGGCCAUUAUGCUGACCUUAAAUAUGUAAAGUCCCUUUAUCACCCUGCCCAGGUUCUGCAGUCCAACACAAAGACCAUGGAUCAGCUCUAUCACUCAGCUGAAACAAUCUCACAGCAAUAUCACAACAACAGUAAUGUCAAUCCUCAUCGUCACAACAGCAAUGAGAGUCUCCACACCAAUAGCAAAGCACACUCUAAGMAAGAGGUGCAUUCGAGGACUCUAUCCCAAAGUGCUCAGACUCCUCCCCAUCCCCCUCCAGUUCCAGCACGCCUUGAUAGUUUCAUUGCCACUAAAAACWUGGAGAACAGUAGGGUUCCCACCCAUGGUACUGAAUUUCAACCACUGCAACUACAAUCACAGCAGCCUAAACAUCAUAAUCGACUCCGWUCCCAGAGUGUGAAUUCCCCAAAAUCAGAUACAGGUAGCCCAGACAUGGGCAGAUUCAGUUCUGACUCAUUGUACUCCGUAUGGAGAGGCUCUCAACAGGACCAACCACAGACCCAGCAUCCACCAGUCUACAGACUACACCUCCAGCUUCAAGACCAGACCAGGCUAAACCCAGAACAGCCUUCUAUCACUGAUAAUAAAGGUCCCUCCGAGCGGCAGAGGUCAGUAAAUAUCUUGAGCCGAUCACCUCCUAAAGGUACCAACCAACCCGAGCAGCUGAUGCCCAAACAGCCUCUGGGYGGUGCUGGGUGUAACGGAGACUACCACAACAAAUCCAGUAACCAUUUUGAAAGUGAGCGCAAAAAGGCACAUUUGACUCAAGGCUGGUGUGGUUCAGGGCCGACUCGAGCUGCCAGUCCCAAGAAUACUGGUCAAGGUUUUGUCAACAGCAGCAUUCAACAUAAGGGCCAGUUCUAUUUUGUAACAGGAGUGUGUAAGCCAUCUGAAUCUGGUUUGAGGACACACUCUGCAACUGUCAGUGGCCUAGAAGCUGAAAGUGUGGCCUCCACUUUGUUAGAGACCCAUCGUCUACRAGAUAGAGAGAGAUGUCACAGCACUAUGGAUAAUUUGUUUAGACGAGAGAGAUCAUGUUCCAGUAGCAGUAUCAUUCAAGAUGAUGAGGUUUUUACAUCUGUGUCUCAGAGAAAGGACUUUCCCUUCAUGAGCCAGGACCAGGAGAAUUACAAACCACCCCUCAUCUUGACCCAACCCUGUCAAAACUUAGAGUCAGAAGAAAUUGACAUGACGCAGAGUCGUGAGAUUGGCCGUCACACUGCCAGCAACCCUAUAUUUUACUGUGGACCUGACAGAAAUUUCCCACCACAUUCAGCAACCAGCAAAAAGGAAGUUGGUAACAAACAGUCCAACAACAACAAGAGCGAGGAUCGUGCAAAAAGAGAGAAGCGGCAGCCCUUGGGUGAUGUUGCCAGUGAGAGGAUAAACAAAGAAACGACCCCACUUCUGUACCAUCUGACUGGAGCCAACAGGACAGUGUUACAGCCCAGGUCUGACCCUGGUUUCCCCAUGAAAGGCAACGAAGUGGUCCGUAAUGAAACAGAUCAAGAAGAUGUAGCAAUAACUGAUAACGAGAUACCCACACAUGAUGACAUUAGCAAGCAUGAUCGAGGUGUUGCAUCCAGCGCCAGUAACACUCUAGAUGAUUCAUUUAACAAGUACUACAAGGAGAAGCUGAAGGAUGCUCAGUGUAAAGUUCUAAGAGAGACGUCAUUUAAAAGGAGGGAUUUACAGCUGUCCUGGCCACACUGUAUGAGGCAAAAACCAGAAAGCAGGCCCACAGUUAUUCACUCAUUCUCCUUAUCACAGGACUCUGAAACUUCCACAGCCACUCUCACUCCCUCAAUGACAUCUGAGGAGACGGAGAAAGGGAGCGUAAAGGAAGAAGUUUGGGAGAAUCAAAGCGAGACAACUAAAGUGACUGAGAAGGAAAAUGGAAGGCCAUCAAAUGUGGCCCAGCCUCAGGUGGCUCGCAUCGGAGGCAGGAAGAGGUUGACUCCAGAGCAGAAGAAGAUGUGCUUCUCUGAGCCUGAGAAACUCAACCAGAUUGGCAGUGCACCCGUCCAUUUAACUUGCCGUUCCUUCGGCGAUGAAAGCAAACACUUGUUCGCAGCUGAAUACGAGGGAGAGGAGCCUGAUCAGCAAAGAGAGAAGGGACUGGUCGCAGCACGCAGAAAGAUGUUUGAGACAAGGGGUCGGACUCAGUCAGCAUCGAGCUUCUCAAAGACAAAUCUAAAGCAUAUGCAACAAAAGGCUCUGGUGGAGUACAUGGAGCGUAAGACGGGCCAGAAAGCAACUGAGCCUCAGCAGCCUGUGCUUCAGCUACCACCUCCACCAAGACAGAGACAUUCUCUCGGGGAGAAACCAUUUGACUGGAGUCCUCGCCCACUAUCAGGGAACCAAGAAGGUAAAAAUAUGAAGAAGAAGCACAACAGACCUCACUCUGCUGGCCGGAUCUUGGAUUCUCCCAGCAGCUCUAUCAGGUAUGCCCAGUUCUUCUCAGCACAGUCCUGCUCAGGUCAUUAUGCUGGCCAGCAAAGUUCAUCCAAAAAGAGGGAGAGUCAUGGUCCAUCUCAGGGAAAGUCAGCCUCAGCAGAGAGUCUGCUGGAUCAACGAGAACCAACUGGUUUCUUCAGGAACCGAUCCAUCUCCACACCACACACAUUCGAGGCACAUGACCACAUGGAGGAUCCCCUGGUACCUAACACUAUGGAAACACAGAGUUCCCUGAAGAGUGAAGCAGUGGAGUCCUCGUUGAAGCAAGUUCCUGAGGGGCAGCAGCGUGCUAGCCAGGUAGCACAGAGAGGAAAGUCCAUGGAGGAGCUCGGAGCUCAGUGUACAACUAAUCUGCCAGCUCUCAGUAAGAGCUCUGAGCAGCUAGAUAAGCUGAGGAAAAAUUCCGCUCUGCGUGAAGGAGCGGGGAGGCAUGAGGUGUGUUUUGCAGAAGAGCGAGCUCACCAGCGAGAGAAACAACAGAAGAACACUCAGGGACAGAUCCAAAACCAAACGCAGAGAAAACCCCUGUUGAAGCAGAGCUCGGACCCAAGGGAAGAUGUGUCAGUAAGAGAAAGGAGUUCCAGYAGAUCCAGCUCUCCAAACGUCACCUCCUCCUCCCAUGCCCGAAUCUGCUCACCUCCUCCUGCGUCUCAAGCACCCGUUAUUGAUGAACUCAGGUCCAACACAGCUCCCAAUGAGACUUUUUCUAACCCACCUUCCCCCAGAGGUCAAAAGAUCAGUGAAAGUGAUACAAAAUCCACCUCAUCCACACCCAUCCGGACAAAGAUUUCUUGUGAAAACACACCUUGCUCCAGUUUAAUUCCAAUUAGAUCUGUGGAUUCCAUGUCUGGAUCAGAAAAGGAGCCGUUGGUGGACGAGCCGAGCAGCGAUGCUCAACCACCUCCUUCCAAACAAGAAGUCUCUCUGAGCUGCGGUGUCACCACUGAUCCCUCACUGUGGCUUCCCCCACCAGAAGAAGACGACAAAGUCCAGACUYCACUACCAACAAAUGUCUUUGACCAGUCCAUCAGCUCAGUCCUUCUGAAACAGACAAGUGAAACCUCUGUUUCUCCCUGCUUGACCGUCACCGAUGCCGAGRUCAGCCAGCAGGUGGGAAAGCAGAGCAGUCCAGAAACAGAAGCUGAGAUCGUGGGGAAAAAGGAAAAGAUGGAGGAGAGGGGAGCACCAGAAGGAGAGACGGAGUGUCUGGACAGGCCUGUCAAGGAACCUAAGUGGGAGGAGCUUGUGGAGGCAGUGGUCAAAGCUGACCAGUCAUUAGCCAGGGUGCUCUGCCCACUAGCCAAUCGUAAGACAGCGCUGAUGCUGAUGGAGCAGCUGCUGUCAGAGGACACUCUGCUGAUGGAGGAGCACUACAAGAAGAAGCAGGAGCAGAAAGGCGCUACAGAAAGCGUUGAAGAAACUGAAGGAUCUGAACCAUCUUCUUGUUGCCCUGCGUCUGACAGCCAGAAAUCAGAGUGUACAGAGCAGCAAAACAAGACUGACAUCACUGAGAAGAAGCAUUUAUUAGUGUCUUAUAUAAAAGAGCGUUUGAGUUCACUGGAGGCGUCUCGCGGAGCCCUGCAGAUGGAGGCUGAGGAGAACGGUGCCCGUGGGGAGGCGCUGAAGCUGCUGGUGCGUGACCUCUGUCAGCCAGUGGAGCUGGAGAGGUACAACCUGUUUAUAGGAGACUUGGAGAGGGUGGUCAACCUGCUGCUGUGCCUGUCUGCCCGGCUGGCCAGGGUCCAGAACGCCCUGAGCAUCGUGGACCAGCACACAGAUGCUGAGGAGAAGGAGUCUCUGGACAGUCGCCAUCGUCUGCUGUGCAAACAGAGGGAAGACGCUAAAGAUCUGAAGGAGAACCUGGAUCGCAGGGAGAGCCUGGUCUCCACCUUCCUUUCGCGCCAGCUGUCCGUCGAGCAGCUGCAGGACUACCGGCGUUUUGUCCAGACCAAGGCCUCGCUCCUCAUCCGGCAGAAGGACCUGGAAGAAAAACAGAAGUUGGGAGAGGAGCAGCUGGAGGCUCUGUCCAUCAGCCUUAAUCUGUGAAAAGAUGGAAAGAAAAAAGGUUUCUUCAACUUGGCCUGGAAGGAAGAUGACUUGUUAAAAAAAACUGUUUUGGAUAAACUUUUCACUCUGUUUGCCUGACAGAUCAGGUGGAUCACUUCACUGUAGGACUCAAAUUGUUUUGGCCCUUUUUAAAAAGAGCUCGACAGAACCUGCUUCAUGAAGACAGCAGGAAUGUCUGCUAGACUGAAUUUUGGAGAACAUUUCUGCACAAUCAGCAAUGUGCAUUAAAACUCAUCAUGAUUUUGUACAUUUUCUUUCACUUUGAACACAAAUGGACUGUUUCUGUGUGCCUUUUAUAUAUUGUUGUAGCCGUUAAACAUUUUGUCGUAGAGCUGCUGUGCAGAAAACCUUAAAAAAACGUAGACUUUUCUUUAAUUUUUCACCCUCCAGCCCUGUACCUGCACCUGUGGAAACCUCCUAUAAGCUUUAAGAUUGAACCUGAGCAGUGCGAAGGCUUCAGUGGCCUGACUGAGUGUGGUGUUCUGUAUCAUGUCAGGAAAAUGUACUAUAGAUGGUAGUGGAUAUUUUUUUCUUAAUGGUCUUAUUUUCAAAUGUUUUUUUUUUUUUUCAAAUCAUGGCACUAAAAACCAAAAAAAGGUGAAUGGAACAAAGCACUUUGUGAAGAUGCAAGAAUGCACAUUUCUUCAAACCUGAUUCGAAAGCAUUUGAAGUUAAAGCCUUACUCCAUCCAUUUAAACGUUUAUGCUUUUAAUUUUUACAGAAAUGUUUGUACAUUAAAACACAUACUGAUGAAGAACUGGAUUCACUUAGUUUUCUAGCUGCUUUAAGUCUUAAUGAUUUCUUGCUGAGGUGCUAAACCUCUCAAGCAGAUUAUUAGUAAGGAACAAUGAUGUUAAUGAAUACUCCCUCUCUGUGCUGCUUUUGUUGCAGAAGUGUAAUACUUGAAACCCUUUUUAUUAGAAUAAUUCUAAUAUCUUCACUUCAGGGGUCUUAAACUAAUUUAAAGUUCUUUACUUCCUCAGUGAAGGCCCUUUAAUCAAUSUAUAGGUUUAUUUCCAUUUACCCUUUGUGUUACAGGACCACUUGAAGGUACUCAUUGCAAACUGUCAAAUCAAAUAUAAGUUUAUUCUAAAAUACAUUAAAUAGUGUCAUUUGAAACCAUUUACUCCUGUAGUUUUCUAUUGGAUGUAAAAAUUAGAAAUGCGGGUACGCAUUCAAUGUAAAUAAAUCCCUUCUGAAAACUAUCUGUAAGCUUCACUUCAUGACUUCAAUGAGUACCUUUUGAAAUCUACAUAUCGAAUUUGUUUCAGCAACAUUUGUAUUUAGUUCCUAUUUUAUUCAUAAAUACUUGACCAGCCGCUUUAGUUUUUUUUUUAAGAGCAGCCAGUGAGGGUGCACGAGAUCAUGAGUGUUUUAUUGUUUGUUUAGUCAAAGUUUGAAGCUAUUCUUCAGAAACYGAUCAAAAUGUGAUCAUCUCUCAGGAGAAACUUGUUGGCUGUGCUGUGCGUGGGAUGUUCACUGAAAGUAUCCUUUGCUUGCCUCCGCCCAAACAUCAGAGCAUCAAAGACCGUGUCGAGCAAAAAAAAAACAUUCGAGCAGAUUUGGGUCAAGCCGUCAGACGUCGAUCCACCUUGAAGGAUAUUUUCCUAUUUUUCUGCACGGCUUCCACCAGCUGCGGAGACUCCGUCCGUCUCAGUUUGUUAAACAAAUGUAUGCUUGUUUUGGCCUUUGUGCAGACGUGGGGCUGAAGGGCUGGACAUGUUUCCUGCAGCAGGCUGAAAUKAUAAAUUAUGCAAAGGACCAUUAUUCUGGACACAAGGAAGUCUUGUGGAAAAAAGUGAGGAAAAUGCUAAAAGGAGCAGCACGUGGACAAACACUCAUUUCAGUUCUGAUUAAACAACUUUCUUCCUCCUUUGAUUUACUCGAUGCAGUGUUUUGUUGAAAUCUCCCAAAGAAGGGAUUGAGUUUCAAACGCUUCAGAAUUUGAGUGACAGCUAAUAAGGAACGAGUUGAUGAACGUUUCAGUCGUAUUCUUAAACGUUGCUGGUUUGUGCCUGCUUUUGGGGUUUAAAAUUCCACAGAGUUUGUAAUAUUGUGAAUAAAUUAAGCUUUCACUGGAAA
Messenger RNA from Austrofundulus limnaeus, 7221 nucleotides. It is a transcript of the gene shroom1, whose product is annotated as shroom family member 1. Gene Ontology annotation, cellular component: apical junction complex; cortical actin cytoskeleton; apical plasma membrane. The transcript has 9 exons. Lineage: Eukaryota; Metazoa; Chordata; Actinopteri; Cyprinodontiformes; Rivulidae. Gene Ontology annotation, molecular function: actin filament binding. Bases 385 to 5118 code for a protein of 1577 amino acids. The record is from RefSeq and is a predicted model, not a curated record. Gene Ontology annotation, biological process: actin filament organization.